Messenger RNA from Clupea harengus (Atlantic herring), 1050 nucleotides. It is a transcript of the gene stx12l, whose product is annotated as syntaxin 12, like. Lineage: Eukaryota; Metazoa; Chordata; Actinopteri; Clupeiformes; Clupeidae. Gene Ontology annotation, biological process: intracellular protein transport; vesicle-mediated transport; autophagosome assembly. Gene Ontology annotation, cellular component: SNARE complex; synaptic vesicle; synaptic vesicle membrane. The record is from RefSeq and is a predicted model, not a curated record. Gene Ontology annotation, molecular function: SNAP receptor activity; SNARE binding.
CGUGCGGAUUAAUGUCACCAGCGUGUGACGUAGCGGGCCAAGGGCUGGGUUUAGAGAACGCUCUUAUACUACAAACUAGGUGAAACGAGAAGACCGUCGUUUCUACAUCAAGCGCUUACAGAACAGCUGCUCUGCCUCUUACAAUUUGUGGCUGUCUGACGUAGCCGCAAUUAUGUCAUACGGGAGGGCAGACAGCUACCGCUCGCAACCAAGGGAUUUCAACAACCUCAUUCAAACAUGCAGCACCAACAUCCAGAAAAUCACCCAGAACACUGGCCAGAUGAAAUCCAUCUUGUACCAGCUGGGGACGAGACAGGACACACCUGAGCUUCAGGAGAGGCUUCAGCAGGUGCAGCAUUACACAAACCAGCUGGCUAAAGAGACAAACCGACACCUGAAGGACCUGGGAUCUCUCCCCCCUCCCCACUCGCCUUCAGAGCAGCGUCAGCAGAAGAUCCAAAAGGACCGCCUGAUGAAUGACUUCUCAGCUGCACUCAACAACUUCCAGGUGGUGCAACGACGUGCUGCUGAGAAGGAGAGGGAGUCAGUGGCCAGAGUGCGUGCUGGGACCCACCUAACGGAGGAAGAUGGACUUCGAACACCAGAUGAGCAACUUGUGACAUUUGAGAGUAAUGAAGAGAGGAGUCAGCUCCAGACCCAGGCAGAUGAGCUGCCCAUCACAGAGGAGGAUCUAGAGGAUAUCAGAGAAAGAGAGACCAACAUCAAACAGCUGGAGUCAGACAUAAUGGACGUGAACCAGAUUUUUAAAGACCUGGCGGUGAUGAUCCAUGACCAGGGGGACAUGAUAGACAGCAUCGAGGCGAAUGUGGAGAGUGCAGAGACACAUGUAGACAGAGGCGCUGAACAGCUCCAGCGGGCUGCUUAUUAUCAGAGAAAGGCCCGGAAGAGAAAGUGCAUCCUGGUCAUCAUUCUGGUCUUGGUUUUGACCAUACUGGGCAUCAUCCUCUGGCAAGCGUCCAAAUAAAACACACACUCAUGCUGAGAGCACACGGGGGGGAGGGGGAGGGGGGGUGACAUGGCAGACUAUGA